Molecule: messenger RNA, 2489 nt
Organism: Acipenser ruthenus (sterlet)
Lineage: Eukaryota; Metazoa; Chordata; Actinopteri; Acipenseriformes; Acipenseridae
Exons: 6
Coding region: 171-1229 (352 amino acids)
Cellular component (GO): lipid droplet
Molecular function (GO): oxidoreductase activity, acting on the CH-OH group of donors, NAD or NADP as acceptor
Source: RefSeq, a predicted model, not a curated record
CACACAGAGAGCAGCAUUGACUUUAACACUGAGGUACUGAGAAAAGAAAAACACAUUCACUGAACAGCUGGAAAGGUGAUGUUUCUCUACAGAUAAGCAGGAAGUGAGAUAGUUUGACCGGGAUAUCAACAAGUGUCUCAGUUAAAUUUUAGCAAUCAGAAUCAGCUGUCAUGCAUAAUUUCUUUAUUUACUAUAUUGAGAGAGCCAUCAUCAGCCUGAAGGUUGUGAAAGAGCUCUUUUAUUUAACCUUCGGGACCUUCUUCUAUGUUUUUGAGGCCUUUGCACGGCUGUUGGUCCAUCCACCUAGAAAGGAUGUUGAAGGGGAGAUCGUCCUGGUUACUGGUGCUGCCCAGGGUAUUGGAAAGCUUAUAGCAGAGAAGUUUGGCAUGCUCGGGGCCACCCUGGUGCUUUGGGAUAAUAACUUGGAAGCCAUUGAACAAACAACAAAAGAGCUGAGACGCCGUUUAGAUGUCAGGGUCUAUGCCUAUGUGUGUGAUUGCAGCAGACGGACAGAGGUUUACAAAGUUGCAGAAAUGGUGAAGAGGGAAGUAGGUGAUGUGUCCAUACUGGUGAACAAUGCCGGAGUGGUAACAGGAAAGUACAAUUUUACAGAUGCUCCAGACAAUUUGGUGGACAGAACCUUAAGGGUUAAUGCAGCAGCACAUUUUUGGACCUACAAGGCUUUUUUACCUACCAUGAUGGCCCGUAAUCAUGGCCACCUUGUGUGUAUUGCUUGCCACGGAGGACUGUUUGCAAUGAAUGGUUUAGCAGAUUACUGCGCAAGCAAGUUUGCUGCUGUGGGUUUUGCUGAAUCCAUAGCUUUGGAGCUUCUUGUUCUUGGAAAGGAAGGAGUUAAAACCACUAUUGCAUGCCCCUACUUGAUCAACACUACCAUGUUUGCAGGCUGCCAGACAAAGUGGCCUUCAUUUUUGCCUGUCAUGGAUCAGCAUGACGCUGCAGAGAAGAUAGUGGACGCCAUCUUAAGAGAGAAGCUCUAUAGUCUGCUGCCAUUUAGUUUAUAUUUUCUGAUGGCCUUAAAAAGUGUCAUGCCAACCAAACUUGGAAUUAUUUUUGUAAACUUUCUGGGAAGCUUGGACCUCAUGGACCAGUUCAGCGGUGUGCCGGUAUCCCCAGCAGCCAGCUGCAGAAAAACACAGGAACCAGCCCAGCUUCCCAAAGAAGAAACAAAUCUGAAGCAAACAGCAGGAAAUAUCUCAGAGUACAAUUAAAAUGAGUGUGCCCAGGUAUAGAGGAGUAGAUGUACAGGAUGCAGUUUUCUGUUACAAUGUGUUUGUUCUGUUAAAAAAAUAAAUUAAACUAUACAUGGAAAGUCAUAUUUUCAUACGGAGAGUGAAAUUAAAGGAAUCGACACGUACUGAUAAACAACUGCAUUUUUGAAAGACAAAGAACUAAAUCAAUAAUCAUAAGCCAGAUAAAUCAGUGGUGGUCAAACUCGCAAACUUGUUUUCAGGAGGGAUCCCAACACCACCAGACCACCUGUUUAUAAUGACCACACAGCAAUGCAUCAGGGUAUUUUUUAUAGGAAAUAGACAUCCAUUUUGAAACUCUGUCAGAUUAAGAAUAUUACAGUGUGUCUUUUUGCUUUAUUAUUCCAAUUCUUUCAUUACAAAAUCUUGAUAUUUCUGUACCGGGAUGGAAAUAAGACGCCUAUCACAUAGCAGUUUCACCCAUUCCAGGUUUUAAUACACGCUUGAUUAGCCACAGUCUGUAUGUAACAAGCUCAGGUGUGUCUUUUUAAAACCAGGAACGGAUCAAACUGCUAUUCAGUGGGAGUCUUAUUUCCAUCCUUGUUAUAAUGCAUUUGUAAAUGGCCAGUUCAGUCACUUUAAAGGUGGCCCCAGGUAUUUUGAGAACCAUUGUUUAAAAUGUAUGAGCCAACUGUUUCCAAGGAGGUAUGGCUCUUCCCAUGUCUUGCUCUAGUUACAAAAUCUAUGUAAAAAUCAUGUUUCUGUAGCUUAAAUCUCCUUAUUAACGUCUAAUUGACACCUUUUGAUUAAUUCUAAUUGAGUAACACGUGUCAAAGUUUGUGACGUCUUUUGGAAAUUGUGUGUUUUUGUUAGAUAUCGAAAUGUCAGAUUGUUCAAUUUGUGUCAGUUUUUCGUUAAGUAUAUGGAAAACUACAAAGCGUUAUGUAAUUGAAUAUGUUAACAUAACAUAUUUUUUUGUUAUAUUUAGAGAUUCAAAUAUUAAACUACAAUAACCAAAACCUAGUCAAAACAUUGAUCUGCUCCUUCCUGUAACAAAAAAUAAAUAAAUUAAUAAAAAAUCCUGUUGAAUAGUAUACAGUAUUUAACAAACAUACUGGCGGCCGGGUAAUACUGAAUUGACAAAUUUGCAGUAAUAAUCACACUUUCUUUAAUUACACCUGUCCUCUUAAAUGACAUACAUUGUGGCAUAUAUAACUUAAUUGAAGGACCACUUCAAUUAAGGCCAAGUCUCAGGCAGUAAUUGUGCGUGCUGCGCUUACU